Molecule: messenger RNA, 2859 nt
Organism: Mollisia scopiformis
Lineage: Eukaryota; Fungi; Ascomycota; Leotiomycetes; Helotiales; Mollisiaceae
Exons: 3
Coding region: 1-2859 (952 amino acids)
Source: RefSeq, a predicted model, not a curated record
AUGGCGCUGCCCGAUAAUCAUACAGGCAUGCCCAACAUAAAGAUGGAGACUGAAGGAGAAGGUAUUUAUGCUUCUGCCACGCACUCUUCUGCGAGAUGCGAAGAGACAGAUCAAGGGCUUACACUACCACCCGAGAUACAGUCUAGCAAUGUAUGUCGCUUUGAUCCUGCCCAUACUGUCACGGACGAGGAACUGGACGCCGUCCUUGGAUCCUUGCGGCCGGAUCCCAACGAUUGCCCAAGUCCAAGAGAUCAGGAAUGGCUGCAGUCAUUGUUCGAUGAUGACUAUGAGCUUCCAGAGCCUCCCCGUAAGCGAAGAAAGACAUCGUCUCCUACUCUUCGAGAGGCAAGAGCUGCAUCCUCGAGAGUCGCUGAUACGCUCCAUCCAAAAGGUUUCUUCGCAAACCACGCAUGGGCUCCGGCAAUUGUGCCUGCUCACAGCCCAAGUGAUUCUGGAUACGGUAUAAGUAUUGCAGAAUCAUGCAUAAAUGAGCAGGUCUCUCGCCAUUCGCAACUCAUUGAGGAAAUUCUACCACAAACUGAACCUGUCCACGAAGUCCAAAGAAGUAUAGAUGCUCAUUCGGCGGCUACAGCAUCGACUGUGGUCAGCCAACCUGCAGUGGAUCGGCAAGAUGCAGAAGAUGAUUUCACUGGUAUUAACUAUGAGGCCCAUGAUGGACGCGAUGCAGGUAUCUAUUGCGAGAAUGAUCAGCCAGAGUCUACAACCUCGAAGGAGAAAGGGAGCGAUGAAGCAAAAGGCAGAGAGUCUCCUCUCCCAAUCAUAACGCCAGUAGACCCAGAUAUACCAAUUCCAUCUAUCGAGGCCGAUGUUCCAGUGGUAAAUCAGCAUGAGACUCCGAUUGCUGCUCCCAGCCGAUCACGCCGCAUCCAAACACCAAAGCUGCCACGGCUGCCACAUUGGCUGAAAAAAAUCCAGAGCGAUGAGAAUCGGAAAAUCGGCGAAGGUGAGAUGCUGCAGCAGUCGCGUGUUCGUGUGAGGGCUGGGCAGAGUGAAUCUACAGCCGAAAAUUCUCAACCACGAGCGACCGAAGCCCACCAUCACCAGAACCAUCGACACAACGCACCUCGAGAAACAACAUCGCAAUCGCAGCAUCAGCAUUCAACGGCAUCAGCUCCAAUUAUCAAAAUGGCUGAAUACGGUUCACAACGUUUGUUGCUACCCGCUCUUUCGGAUUUCAUCUCAAAAACUCUCUCCUCACUGCCCAAUGCUGCCGAUGCAGGUCAAUUUGAUCCUACGCUUUGCUCCAGCAUCACCUUACUUCUCACUCAAUUCCAAUCCAACCCCAUGUUCACGACUUCUAUCUCUGUGGCCUUGUACAACUAUCUCAAGCAAUAUUUCGAAAGUCAAGUACUCAAAGCCACAGGUGAUCGUGCUUCCAUUGAAGACACAGACCUCGCAGAGCAACUCAGAUUGAUUGCGCCUCUCCUCAAGGAUUGUGUCCUCGUCCCAGUCGCAAGUUCGGCUGGUGGUCACCGUUAUGUCAACUUCAAUCCCAAGACCUCCGAAGAAUGCCACGCUCUCGCUACGAAUAUGAAGAAUCUCGUUCAGACCAUCAGAAACGAACUCUUCGAAGAUACUACAAAGCUUUACGAUCAGCUGGAAAAGGCAAUUGGAGAUUUUGACGUGGACUUUCAGAACAUGAAUAUGCACCACCAAUCCCGAUAUGCCAUUCUCGAGAAGCAUUGCGAGAAGCUUGGCGAGGAGAAUUUAAAGACUUCGGCAUCUGUCACUCGUCACGAAACAGAGCUAGCACGUCUCAAGAAGGAGAACGAUGAACUCCGAGCCAUGAACGAACGACUUCAGCAUCAGCAGCGCGCUUCCAACCGUCUUCCGACUACGCCUCCUUCUAAUCGCACAUCAGCUGAAAGACUUGUCUCACCUCCAUCUGAUAACGAUGGUGCAGAGUUCACCGAAGGACGUGAUGGAACUCUAGGAUGGUUCUGUGGCCUCCAACAUCAGAAUUCUGCCGAUCCUGAACACAAAUGUCUCAAGUUCAACACCCUUACCUCCCGAGCAAAUGCCCCAGGCUUACCAAAUCCUAUCCGUCAAAACUGCUCGAAAUGCCACCGUAAAGUCCGCAAGGAUCUCAGGAUCUAUGUCACCAGAGCCAAUUUCGCCAAGAAUCACGUGGUUCGCGUUUCGCCGCAACCUAUGUCGGUCACGUGCUAUCCUCAGCAACCAAUUUCCCAUCCGAUGCCUGCUGCGUACCCAUUACCAGUCGUACAACCCCUACCGUCUACGUACCACCUUCCUGCCGGACAAACUAUCCCUGUCGUGCAACCUCUCGCUGCAGUACAAUCUCAGCCGCUGGUACCAACCUCCUCCGUCCCACCUCCUCCCGCCGCCGCACCGACCAAGAAGCGGAAGAGCACAGAAGUCCAGAAGAAGGACGAACCUCCAACCAAGCAGGUGAAGAGGGCCGACUUGCCCUUGACUGGCUUCGAAGUCCGUCAGAGCCAGGGGUAUAUCCGUCAUACCUUUGGUAUGUCGGUCCAACGCCCCUGGAUGACGGCUUCGGAGCCGGUCAAGGACAACGUCGUGGUGGAUUUGACGGAGGAGGAGGUGCCGGUGGUUGAAAAGGCGACGGAGAAGGGAAAAGCGAAGGCUACGGGCAAGAAGAAGGAGAUUGGAAAGGGGAAGAAGAACGAGAAGAAAAAGCGGAAGGAGGACGCGGCUGCGGUUGCAGCGUACUGGAAGAAAGUGGAGGAGAGGGAGGCGAGGGAGGCGGCGGACAUCGCAGUAGAGCUAGAAGCUGAAUUAGCGGCAGACAUCGAAGCAGAAGUAGAGAAGAGUUUGUCGGUGGAAGCAGAGGAGUCCGAAGAGUCUGAGGAGGAAUAG